AAAGCGCUGCCCCUUUAAAUUCCAGCUGUGUGGCUAGGAAACAGCUCGUCUCGUUGCAAAGCGUUGGGCUGGGGCUGCUGGUGUGAGACUGUCCGUUCACUUCCUGGCUCUGGCAGUAAGGAGAAGAUCUGAUCACCCGCCGAGUCCUCUGGGGGAGGAAGGGAGAGGGAGGAAAAGGCAGCGUGGCUCCUUCAGACAGAGAGGCAUCCAGAGCCUGUGGUACAUUUUGGCUCCGGUUCAUCUGCUUCCCUGGGAUCGGUAUCCUUCGUAGUACGUGGGAAAGGAUGAAGAUGGCUUGUUUCUAAAUCAUCCUGAAGACUAUUUCCAUAGUAACCUGCUGUAGUGGUGCAAUUUUAGCGAACAGAGGAUUUUUCUGAACACUUCCAGGAUGACAUCCGACAGAUUCACAGGCAGGAUGUAACCUUUAAAAAUGGAAGCUUGUAUAGAAAGGAACAGAUAGCAGUUGGUGCCUAAGGAGUGGAUGAACAUUUCUCUUUGGAUGUAUUGGCUUUCAAGAACGAUAUGUUGAUUCAGAAGCUCCUGAGAGAGAAUCGUGAAAUUUAUUUCUUCUACGCAGUCAAUGGAUUUUUAAAUCAUUUUUUGGAGUCUGUGAAUUUCCACAAAGGUGUGUGAUGGAAACAGUAGCAUGUCCCUGUGUUUGUAGCCCAUACGUUUUGGAUUAGCUUGCUGUUGUGAGGUACCAAUUCUAUUUUGAGGGACAAGGAACAGAUGUGAUGGAUUUACCUUCAGAAAUGAGCAGGCAUGGGAGGAAUCCACUCAGCCACAAACUAGAAGAUCAGAAAAAGAUAUAUACUGACUGGGCUAAUCACUAUCUAGCAAAAUCUGGCCACAAGCGGCUGAUCAAGGACUUGCAACAGGACAUUGCGGAUGGAGUUCUGCUAGCAGAAAUCAUUCAGAUCAUUGCAAAUGAAAAGGUUGAAGAUAUCAAUGGCUGUCCUCGAAGCCAAUCUCAAAUGAUUGAGAAUGUUGAUGUCUGCCUUAGCUUUCUGGCAGCCAGAGGAGUAAAUGUCCAAGGUCUUUCUGCCGAAGAAAUAAAGAAUGGAAAUUUGAAAGCCAUUUUAGGGCUGUUUUUCAGUUUGUCUCGUUAUAAACAGCAACAACACCAACAGCAACAGUACUAUCAAUCUUUGGUAGAGUUACAACAGCACGUCUCUCAUUCUCCACCUCCCACUGAUAUUGGCCAACCCAAAACACAGCAAGAUAUGCAGUCCAGUCUGACAGCCAGAUAUGCAACUCAGUCUAAUCACAGUGGAAUUGCAACCAGUCAAAAAAAGCAUUCUAGGCUUCCCGGGCCCUCAAGGGUACCAGCUGCAGGCAGCAGUACCAAAGUCCAGGGAGCCUCAAAUUUAAAUCGAAGAAGUCAGAGCUUUAAUAGCAUUGACAAAAGCAAGCCUCCACAAUAUGCAAAUGGAAAUGAAAAAGAAUCACCCAAAGGUCCUCAUCCAUCUGCAGGCAUGAAUGGAAAUGUACAGCAUCCCACCAGCACUGGGCAGCAGCCGGUCUCUGCCAUCCCCUCUCCAAGUGCCAGCAAGCCUUGGCGCAGCAAAUCCAUGAAUGUCAAACAUAGUGCCACCUCUACCAUGCUGUCUGUCAAGCAGCCAAGUCCCGCAACCUCUCCUACACCACCUUCAGACAGGCUUAAGCCACCCCUUUCUGAAGGGCCAAAACCUCCUUCAUCUGGGCAGAAAUCCAUGUUAGAGAAAUUCAAGUUGGUUAAUGCUAGGACUGUUUUACGGCCUCCUUUGUCAUCCAAUUCAGGUACCAGUGACAGCGGGAGAGACGACGAAGCCUUUUUAGAGUGUGGUGAAAUGGACGGCUUCAGUGGGGGGCUCAACAGUGGUGGCUCCACCAGCAGCAGCCCCAGAAUAUCACCUAAACUAACACCUCCAAAAGCUGGAAGCAAAAAUCUCAGCAAUAAAAAGUCUUUGCUACAGCCAAAGGACAAAGAGGAAAAGAGCAGGGACAAAAAUAAAGUUUGCACAGAGAAGACAGUAAAGGAAGAAAAGGACCAGGUGACAGAGACACCUGCAAAAAAGACCUCAAAAAUUGCAAGCCUGAUCCCCAAGGGGAGCAAGGCUACAGCAGCCAAGAAGGAAAGUUUAAUACCUUCAUCUAGUGGUAUACUAAAACCUGGUUCAAAAGUACCGACAUCAAAGCAAAGUUCUUCACCGGCAUGUUCAGGAAAUAAAGAGACUGAAAAAUUGAGGAGUGCAAAGGGAAACCAACCCCAGUCGACAGCAAAAUCACAUGUUAAUGACAAAGCAUACACUCCUUGUGGUUUUCCCUCUUCUGAAGGAAAAGAAUCAAGCACGCCUCUUACUCCUAGUUCGUCUGCUGCUCUUUCAAUUGCUGCAACUAGCGGGCAAGCAUCAGGAAGUAGCAUUGUCCAACUUCCUCAGCAACAGCAAUACAGCCAUCCCAAUACGGCCACAGUAGCACCAUUUAUUUAUAGAACUCAUUCAGAAAAUGACAGUACCUCUCUCCCACCUGCUGACUUCUGCACCAGUCCUACAAAAAUGGAUUUGGCAUAUAGUAAGACUGCCAAACAAUGCCUAGAGGAAAUAUCUGGGGAAGAUCCUGAAGCAAGAAGGAUGAGAACUGUAAAGAAUAUAGCAGAUCUGAGGCAAAACUUAGAAGAAACCAUGUCCAGCUUGAGAGGAACUCAAAUAAGCCACAGCACAUUGGAGACAACAUUUGACAGUACUGUGACAACUGAAGUGAAUGGGCGAAGCAUUCCAGGUUUGACAAGCCGAUCCUCUCCAGUGACCUGGAGGCUUGGACAAGCUAGUCCUCGUCUCCAGGCAGGCGAUGCACCUUCCCUGGGUGGAGGGUACCCUCGCAGUGGUGCUAGUCGCUUUAUCCAUACUGACCCUUCUCGAUUCAUGUAUACAACACCUCUUCGCCGUGCAGCCGUUUCUCGCCUUGGGAACAUACCCCAGAUUGAUAUGAGUGAAAAAGGAAAUAGUGAUCUGGACAUUUCAUCUGAUGUUGACGUUGGAGGGUACAUGAGUGAUGGCGACAUUCUUGGGAAGAGCCUCCGUGCUGAUGACAUCAACAGUGGUUACAUGACAGAUGGAGGGCUCAACCUAUAUACAAGAAGCUUGAACCGAAUACCAGAUAUAGCAGCCUCCCGAGAUGUCAUUCAAAGAGGGGUUCACGAUGUGACUGUGGAUGCAGACAGCUGGGACGACAGCAGUUCAGUUAGCAGCGGCCUCAGUGAUACUUUGGAUAACAUCAGCACAGAUGACCUGAACACCACCUCAUCAGUCAGCUCUUAUUCCAAUAUCACUGCCUCUUCAAGAAAGAAUGCCCAUAACCAUCUGAAGACUGAUUCAGAGAAACAUUCAGUAACAGAUGGAGAACCAUGGGGCAGCAGUGAAGAACUGAAGAAACCAGAGGAAGAUUUUGACAGCAAUGUUGACAGCAGUGGGAAAUGGAAAGGCCACCCCUCUGGAGUGCUUGAAGAUGCUGAGAAGGGAGGACAGAAAACUUCUCUCUCUGUCUCUCAAACUGGCUCUUGGAGAAGAGGGAUGACCGCACAAGUAGCAACAGCACCAUCUAGGCACAAAGCAGGAACGAGUACUCUCAAGACACCUGGAAAAACUGAUGAUGCAAAGGCUUCAGAAAAAGGAAAAACUCCCCUCAAAGGAGCUUCUAUCCAGCGCUCACCUUCAGAUGCAGGGAAAAGCAGUGGAGAUGAAGGGAAAAAACCACCCUCAGGCAUUGGCAGAUCAACAGCUGCAAGUUCCUUUGGCUUCAAGAAAGCUGGGGUUGGCUCUUCAACAAUAAUCACUGCAAGUGGUGCAACUAUAACAAGUGGUUCAGCAACCUUGGGGAAGAUGCCCAAGUCUGCAGCUAUUGGUGGAAAAUCAAAUGCAGGGAGGAAAACCAGCCUAGAUGGUUCACAGAAUCAAGAUGAUGGUAUAUUGCAUGUAAACUCAAAGAGCACCCUGCAGUACCGAAGUUUGCCACGUCCUUCAAAAUCAAGCACCAGUGGGAUUCCUGGCAGAGGGGGGCACAGGUCAAGCACCAGCAGCAUUGACUCCAACGUAAGCAGUAAGUCUGCAGGGGCUGCUGCCACCAACAAACUGAGGGAACCUACAAAGAUUGGCUCAGGGCGCUCCAGUCCUGUUACCAUCAAUCAGACAGAUAAAGAGAAGGAAAAAGUGGUCGUUUCUGAUUCUGAGAGUGUGUCAUUGUCCAGCUCUCCAAAAUCAAGCCCAACCUCAGCCAGUGCCUGUGGAACACCAGGCCUCAGGCAGCCGGGUUCAAAAUACCCAGACAUUGCCUCACCCACAUUUAGAAGGUUGUUUGGUGCCAAAGCAAGCAGCAAAUCUGCCACUGCACCAAAUACAGAAGGUGUGAAAUCCACAUCCACAAUGCCCAGUCCUAGUACCACAUUAGCUCGGCAAGGCAGCCUGGAAUCUCCAUCUUCAGGUACAGGUAGCAUGGGCAGUGCAGGUGGGCAGAGUGGCAGCAGUAGCCCCCUCUUCAGCAAACCCUCGGACUUAAAUACAGAUGUUGUAAGUUUAAGCCACUCCUUGGCUUCUAGUCCAGCAUCAGCCCAUUCUUUCACAUCAGGAGGUCUUGUGUGGGCUGCAAACCUGAGUAGUUCUUCUGCGGGCAGUAAGGACACACCAAGUUACCAGUCAAUGACUAGCCUCCAUACGAGCUCUGAAUCUAUUGACCUCCCUCUUAGCCAUCAUGGCUCCCUAUCUGGAUUGACUACAAGCACUCAGGAGGUUCAGAGCCUGCUCAUGAGAACUGGAAGUGUGAGAUCUACUCUUUCAGAAAGCAUGCAACUUGACAGAAAUACACUACCCAAAAAGGGAUUAAGGUAUACCCCAUCCUCUCGGCAAGCCAGUCAGGAGGAAGGGAAAGAGUGGCUGCGUUCCCAUUCUACUGGAGGGCUGCAAGACACUGGAAGUCAGUCUCCCUUGGUAUCACCUACUGCUAUGUCUUCAUCUGCAACUGGAAAAUAUUUUUCCAAUUUAGUGAGUCCAACAAACUUAUCCCAAUUCAAACUUCCUGGGCCCAGUAUGAUGCGGUCAAAUAGCAUCCCUGCACAAGAUUCUUCUUUUGAUCUCUAUGAUGAUUCCCAGCUGUGUGGUAGUGCCACAUCCUUGGAAGAUAGACCACGUGCAAUCAGUCAUUCUGGGUCGUUCAGAGACAGCAUGGAAGAAGUACAUGGAUCUUCAUUAUCACUAGUUUCCAGUACCUCUUCUCUGUACUCCACAGCUGAAGAAAAGGCACAUUCAGAGCAAAUUCAUAAACUGCGAAGGGAACUGGUUGCAUCACAGGAAAAAGUGGCCACCCUUACAUCACAGCUGUCAGCAAAUGCCCAUCUUGUAGCAGCUUUUGAAAAGAGCUUGGGAAAUAUGACGGGCCGGUUGCAAAGCCUAACAAUGACAGCUGAACAAAAGGAAUCGGAGCUCAUAGAACUACGGGAAACCAUUGAAAUGCUGAAAGCCCAGAACUCAGCAGCACAGGCUGCUAUUCAAGGAGCUUUGAAUGGCCCUGACCACACUCAUAAAGAUUUGCGAAUAAGGCGGCAACAUUCUUCAGAAAGUGUUUCCAGCAUCAACAGUGGCACCAGCCAUUCAAGCAUGGGCAGUGGUAAUGAUGCUGACUCCAAGAAAAAGAAAAAGAAAAAUUGGGUGAACUCUAGAGGAAGUGAGCUAAGAAGUUCAUUCAAACAGGCCUUUGGGAAGAAGAAGUCCACAAAGCCUCCUUCCUCGCAUUCUGAUAUAGAAGAAGUCACAGAUUCAUCUCUUCCAUCUUCACCCAAGUUACCCCACAGCUCUGGAGAUUGUGGGUCUACAUCAAUAAAGCCAUCCCAAUCAACAUCUGCGUCAUCCCAAAUCUGGGCUCCAAAGAAAAGGCAAAACGGCCACGUGAUCUACAAGCAUAGAUCCCGGAUCUGUGAAUGCACAGAGGCAGAGGCUGAAAUAAUUCUGCAGCUGAAAAAUGAGCUCAGGGAGAAAGAGCUCAAGUUAACAGACAUUCGUCUUGAGGCCCUCAGCUCAGCACACCAUCUUGACCAGAUUCGAGAAGCCAUGAACCGGAUGCAGAAUGAAAUUGAGAUAUUGAAAGCUGAAAAUGAUCGCUUGAAGGCAGAGACUGGAAACACUGGAAAGCCAGCCCGGCCAUGUUCAGAGUCUUCAAGCAGCACAUCUUCCUCCUCUUCACGGCAAUCUUUGGGCCUCUCUUUAAAUAACUUGAACAUCACUGAUUCAGUGACAUCAGAUAUUUUACUUGAAGAUGUUACAGAUGGAACUCUCCAUAAAGAAGGCCAGAAUGUUAAAAUUAUAGUCACGAUAAACAAGGGCUAUGGUCAAUCCAAGGAGCAAAAAAUACAGACAUAUUUGAUAGGAUCCAUUGGAGUCAGUGGUAAAACAAAAUGGGAUGUAUUAGAUGGUGUAAUAAGACGACUCUUUAAGGAAUAUGUUUUCCGAGUGGAUCCAGCUGGUAGCCUUGGUUUAGGCUCAGACUGUAUUGCCAGUUACUGUAUAGGUGAUAUCAUUAGAUCUCAUAGCCAAGAAGUGCCUGAAUUGCUACCUUGUGGGUAUUUGAUUGGCGAUAAUAAUAUAAUCACUGUGAACCUUAAAGGAGUAGAAGAAAAUAGUUUGGACAGCUUUGUGUUUGAUACAUUAAUUCCUAAACCAAUUAGCCAACGGUACUUUAACUUACUGAUGGAGCAUCACAGAAUUAUCCUGUCAGGACCUAGUGGCACUGGGAAGACCUAUUUAGCCAACAAACUUGCUGAAUAUGUGAUAACUAAGUCUGGCAGGAAAAAAACAGAAGAUGCCAUUGCUACUUUUAAUGUAGAUCACAAAUCAAGCAAGGAUGUGCAACAAUACCUUUCUAAUUUGGCUGAACAGUGCAGUGCUGACAACAGUAGUGCUGACCUUCCUGUGGUAAUAAUUCUUGACAACCUCCAUCAUGUUGGUUCUUUGAGUGACAUCUUCAAUGGUUUCCUUAAUUGUAAAUAUAACAAAUGCCCCUAUAUAAUUGGAACUAUGAACCAGGGAGUAUCAUCUUCACCUAAACUUGAACUGCAUCAAAACUUCAGGUGGGUGCUGUGUGCUAAUCACACAGAACCUGUUAAAGGGUUCUUGUCCAGGUAUUUGAGAAGGAAACUGAUUGAGACAGAAAUAGAAAGGAAUACACGCAAUAAAGACCUCAUCAAAAUAAUUGACUGGAUUCCUAAGACGUGGCAUCAUCUCAACAGCUUCUUAGAAAUGCACAGUUCUUCUGAUGUAACCAUUGGUCCUCGCCUUUUUCUGCCCUGCCCUAUAGAUGUUGAUGGUUCUAGAGUAUGGUUCACAGACCUCUGGAAUUAUUCUUUGGUGCCAUAUAUUAUGGAAGCUGUGAGAGAAGGACUUCAGAUGUAUGGUAAACGAGCACCUUGGGAAGAUCCUUCAAAGUGGAUCGCAGAUACUUGUCCAUGGAGUUCAUUGCAGCAUGAUUGGUCAUCAUUACUUCAGUUGAGACCUGAAGAUGUUGGUUAUGAAAGUUAUGCAUCUGCCAAAGAAGGAACCACCUCAAAACACAUUCCACAGACAGAUUCAGAGGGGGAUCCUUUGAUGAAUAUGCUCAUGAGGCUCAAAGAAGCAGCCAGUUACUCAAGCACACAGAGCUGCGACAGUGAUACUGCUAGUCACCAUGAUGAAAUUCUGGACCCCUCACUUGACUCGACUCUCUAGAGGGGUCGGGCCUGGUUAUAGGAUCCUGGGAAACCUAUUCCUGCAGUAACUGCUGCAGUGUUGAAGCAGCAUGUUCGGGGUGGCCCAAAAGAAAGAGUGUGAGUGCUGUGUCAUAUAUGGGCAGUCGACUUAAUUCUAGAAAGUCAGGAAAGCAAAGCAAAGUGGAAAGCUUGAAUUAGUUUAAUUUCAAGAGAUUUCAGUAUCAAUGGAGCUGAGUGGGACUCCAUAAAUCAACUGAAAAGGGCCUUUAACAGGGUGGGGUUGGGGCAACUAAGCAGAUUGCACAUGUCUUAGCCAUACUGGAAUCUCUUUGGGUUUGUUGUUGUUGUUUUCUUCCUGUCUCAAAAGUUUACAAUGCAAGCCUUUUAUUUUACACUUCAAUUUACUAUGAGGUGCUGCAUUAGUGGUCUUCUUGAUCCUCCUCCUCUAACCUCUGUUGUGCCCCAUGGCACUCAUUACAAGGCUCCAGUAGUGUUUGAAUUGUACACUGCUGCCCAUUCCAAAAUGAGUUGGAGAAAAAUAAAAUAAAAGCAAACUCAAUAAGCACAAACAGUUUUGUGCAAUUGCCAGGAAAACACUACUGUGAUAUGCUGGAUAAGUGCCAAUUUGAUACUAACUGCCAAGUUUGCAGUGAUGUGGUCCACCAAGGUUUCUGGGUUUUUUUCUGUACAAAUCAUCUGUUUUAUAUAAAACUUGUUUUUAACCUCAAGGGUAUUUUUUAAACACCUGCCCACCUCUUAACAAGGUUUUUUUUUUUUUACCAAUUCCUAUCUGACACUGAAUAAAGGCUUUCUUAGGGCUUCAUUUGUUUCGAGCCUUUUCAGUGGGGAGAAAAAACAGAACAUUUCUUAUGGUGCUGUCUCACUGCCUUAAAACCGAUUUCUAGAACAGUUUUACAGUUGGUUUAAUUUGUUAAACCAUUGAUUAUUUACACUGUUUUCUUUCUUCAUUUACUAACGAGAGAGCAUCAGUGAACACAGUAGCCUCAUCUCUGUAUAUCCUGAUUUUUUAAUGAAGUGGCUAGAAGAACGAACUAUUGACAUAGAUAUAUAGAUAGAUAGAUAGAUAGAUAGAUAGAUAGAUAGAUAGAUAGAUAGAUAGAUAGAUAGAUAGAUAGAUAGAUAGAUAGAUAGAUAGAUAGAUAGUAUUUUUAUCUUGUGUGAAUAAGAUUACCUACCAUCUAAAAUAUUCAAGUGACCCAGAAGCCAAUCCCAAUUAACUAUGAUUAAAAACAAACCUGAGACAGUUGGCUCAAAUCUAUUUGGUCCUGUGGAAAAGAGCUUAUUAAAAGAGAGAUGUUUGGAAAAAUCUUAUCCAGCAGAGCUGGGUACACUUGAUGCAGCAUGAGCACAAAUAUUUCUUUAUUUUUCUCUUCCUCUUUUUUUUUUGCUUCCUUUCUAGUUUGAAGCAUGCUGUUUUGAUUGCAAUUGUUGUACAUGAAGAAAUUCAGCAUUAAAGAAUACUGACACAGUGAUGUCCACUGUGGAUAAGAGAAACGUUUAUACUGUAAAGGGGGAGGGGGUUGGUUUUGCACAGUCUGCUGGGAGGGUCUUGUAAAUAUUUUUUUAAAAGCCUUGCACAAAUGAAAGCAAACAAACAGCGACAACAAUGACAAAAAUAAAAAACCGUAUUUUAUCUUGUUGGUGUUAAGAGAUGUUUCAUUUACUGAGAUUACCUGUAUGUUGCAAAAAAAAAAAAAAAAAUCCAGAGCGCAAACUGUACCAUCUGGGUUUUUUUAAUUAAAAAAACUUGGUGUGUUUGUCCUGUAUUUAGAAUUGUUAUGACUAUGCAGGAGCUAUCCAUGCUAGAGUGAGCAUGUUUCAAAUUAUAUUAUAAAGCCAAUACAUCUUGGGAGAAAACAAAAAUUAUGUGUCUAUCCUGGCAGACUGCACCAAUUUGACUGAAAAAUUAUCAGAGUAAUUAGAUAUGCCGAUUCAAAUAAAUAAAAAUAAUCCAAGGUUUGUGACAUUGUGCAGAUGUGCACUUGCACACAUGAAGCCACAGUCCUGAAACUCAGCAUGUCCAGUUCACGGCAAUAGGGUAUGUGCCAGUGGAGGGCUUUCAGGAUCCAGGUAGCCAAUGGAUAUAUUCAGGACAUGUAACUGGUGCUACAAACUCCUGUGGACCAUCUACUUUAUAAAACAAAGACAAGGAAAUCAGUGCAGUUUUCUGCAUCGCUGAAGCUACAGGUCCCCCGCAUGGUGCUGUUGCCCUAAUAAAUGACACUCUGGUCUUAUGCACAAAGAAUGUAGUCUGAUGUCAAGCACCAAACCCUAGAUUACUUUCUCAUAUUGUUAAAUGACAUGCUGCUCUCUGGCAAAUGACUAAAAACAACAGCUGUUUUUUAUGAUAUAAGUGGUCUGAAACAUAUAAGCAAACCCAUGAAUUCCUGCCAUUUUCAACACACACACAUACAAUACCUGUAUGUAUGUACCACAUAAUCUGAAUUUCCCUGCAAUACAUCUCAGUGAGUCCACCUAGUUUACAACUUUAAAAUGUUUGUGAAACAUUUGUCUGUAUACAUUUUAUAUUUUGUACAUUUUUGAUGUAACAUAUCAUGUAAAUAGACAGAAACAGUGAGAUAAAUCAUCUGAAAAGUUUUGUAGUCUUUGUAAAGCCCUAAUAAUAAGUAUUUGGUGUCAUCAGACUUAACUGGAUGAUGUAUUUUCUAUUGAUUUAUUGUUC
Molecule: messenger RNA, 10412 nt
Organism: Rhineura floridana
Lineage: Eukaryota; Metazoa; Chordata; Lepidosauria; Squamata; Rhineuridae
Gene: NAV3
Product: neuron navigator 3
Exons: 42
Coding region: 735-7727 (2330 amino acids)
Biological process (GO): neurogenesis; nervous system development
Molecular function (GO): ATP binding; protein binding; ATP hydrolysis activity
Source: RefSeq, a predicted model, not a curated record